CCAGAGGGCCUCUAGACCUCGGUUCCUGACUCCUGGCAGCUGUGGCUUCAUGGGCUGCCGGACUCUUGAGGAGGAAGUUUGUACCCAUUUGGUCAAGGAGAGUUGAGGGGUCAGUGUUGUGAAAACCAGGGACUGUGGAGUUUGAGUCCAGAGCCUGCUCCAUCAACACCGCUUGUUACCCAGUGCAGCACCCAGUAGGCGCUUCAUAAUUGUUCAUGGAAUGGGAACAUGAAGAGCUGAGAGGGAAGAGGCCAUCUGAACACAGGAAGGCUCCAGCCUGGGUGAGGGAGAGCAUUCUAGGUCAGGACUGUGUGAAGGAGAUUCUGAUCCUAAAAUGCCAAAACGACAGAGUGAUCUGUUCAGUCUUUUAAAUGUGAAGAAGGUGAAAACAGACACAGAAAAUGAGAUGAAUGAAAACCAUUGUGGAGCGUGGAAGCCCAAGGAACCCACUUUUGAGCCUGUUGAACAGCUUCUUAUUGAAGAAAAGCCAUCAUGUUCAUCAAAGGAAGAAAUCGAAAUCGAUAAUCUUAUGCUUCCAGAUUGUUGGAACAAAAAGCAAGCCUUUCUAUUCACACAGCAGUACAAAUGGCUUGAGAUAAGAGAAGGUAGAUUAGGAUGUAAGGAUUGUUCGACCGUUCAGCACUUAGGGAUGAGAGCAGAAAAGCAUGUCCAUGUCUCCAAAGAGUGGAUUGCGUACUUGGUAACCCCAAAUGGAAGUAAUAAAAUUACUAGACAAGCUUCUUUACGAAAAAAAAUGAGAGAACACGAUGUUUCUAAAGCCCAUAAUAAAAUUCAAGAUUUGUUAAAAGAAUCUCCUUCCAGUGACUCAGUUUCCAGUUUUCUUCCUAAACCAAGUAACAAAAACAUUGAUGCUACUGUAAAAGUUUUCAAUACUGUUUACAGUUUAGUAAAAUGUAACAGGCCUUUAUCUGACAUUGAGGGAGUGAUAGAAUUACAAGAGGAAAAAGGAGUCGAUAUAGGCAGUUGUUUACAUACAAGGUACAGUGCAACAAGAAUAGCAGAACACAUUGCAAAAGAAAUUAAGACGAAGAUAUUUAAGAAUAUUAUAGAAGAGAAUGCCAAAAUCUGUGUCGUAAUCGAUGAGACGUCUGCAAUUUCGAAGAAAAGCUCCCUAGUGAUUUAUCUCCACUGUGCAGUCUGGUCAGCUCCAUCACCUGUGGUGUUAUUUGUUGCUUUAAAAGAAUUGGUGUCAACCACAGCAGAGUGUAUUUUCAGUACAUUAUUGUCUGCUUUAAAUGAUUGUGGCUUUCAUAAUGAAUAUUUGAAAGCCAACUUGAUUGCGUUUUGUUCUGAUGGUGCUAAUACGAUGUUGGGAAGGAGGUCUGGAGUAGCUGUGAAGCUGUUGGAGAACUUUCCCAAGGUCAUCAUUUGGCACUGUCUGAAUCAUCGAUUGCAGUUGUCACUUGAUGAUUCGAUAUCUGAAAUAGAACGAGUUAAUCAUUUUAAAAUGUUUCUUGAUAAAACGUAUUCCAUUUAUCACCAGUCUAAUAAAAAUCAAACUGAGCUAGAAGCUAUUGCUAAAGAACUUGAACUUGAAAUUAUUAAAAUCGGUCGAGUCCUUGGACCAAGAUGGGCAGCGUGUAGUCUACGAGUUGCCACUGCUGUAUGGCGCGCAUAUCCUGAAUUAUAUAGAAAUUUUUCGCGUUCUUCUUCUUAUUCUGGUUUGGCAAAGAGAUUAACUAACAUCAGUUUCUUGCAAGACCUUGCGUUAAUGAUUGACAUUCUUGAAGAAUUUUCAUUACUUUCAACUGCAUUGCAGUCAAGUUCAACUAACAUUCAAAAAGCUCAACAAUUAAUCAAACAUACCAUAAGAGCUUUGGAAAAUUUAAAGAUUUGUGCUGGAAAGUGUGAAUCUCAAAUUGAAGGUAUGAUUAAGUCAGAUAAGUUUAAAGGCAUUCCAUUUAAUAAAAAUAAUAAAUUUAAUACUCUUCCUAGAAACAUGUUAUUAGAACAUAUAAUUCAGCAGAUGAACUCACGUCUUUUAUUGGAGAGGAACAACGAUGAAAGCAUUUUAAGUUAUUUUGAUUUAUUAGAACCAUCUACUUGGCCUCAUAAAGAACUAACUUCACCCUGGAUAGCUGGUGAAAGAAAGUUGUCUCAUUUGAAUGAGAUUUUAAAAUAUGAAAUUGAUUUGAAUGAUUUUCGGGAUUUUGUAGAUAAUAAUGUAAAAUCAAACAAUGCUCCAAUCCCUGAAACCAUACAAAAAGCUAAGAAAAUAGUUAGCAGCAUUGCUGUCAGUAGUGCUGAAGCAGAGAGAGGUUUUGGUUUAAUGAACAUAAUUUGUACGAGGGUAAGAAGUAGCUUAAAAGUUGAUCACAUAUCAGAUUUCAUGACAAUAAAUUUACUGGGAAAAGAAUUAGCAGAUUGGGAUGCAACUCCGUUUGUCAAAUCAUGGUUGAAGUGCAACCACAGGUUAGCUACAGAUACAAGAGUUCGGAAAAAAUCAACAAAAGCAUUCUAUGAAAAUCAACUAGCUCUGUGGAAUUCACAGUAAGAGUUUUGUAUAGCUUAUUGUUAUUUGUAAAUGUAUAUACAUACUUUAUAUCAGUAAAAUUUAUAAU
Trichosurus vulpecula (common brushtail) is the source of this 2582-nucleotide messenger RNA. Its product is annotated as E3 SUMO-protein ligase KIAA1586-like. The record is from RefSeq and is a predicted model, not a curated record. The transcript is spliced from 3 exons. Gene Ontology annotation, molecular function: SUMO ligase activity. Gene Ontology annotation, biological process: protein sumoylation. Lineage: Eukaryota; Metazoa; Chordata; Mammalia; Diprotodontia; Phalangeridae. The coding region runs from base 335 to 2515 and encodes 726 amino acids.